Aureobasidium subglaciale EXF-2481 is the source of this 3000-nucleotide messenger RNA. RefSeq lists its product as uncharacterized. Lineage: Eukaryota; Fungi; Ascomycota; Dothideomycetes; Dothideales; Saccotheciaceae. The coding region runs from base 1 to 3000 and encodes 999 amino acids. The record is from RefSeq and is a predicted model, not a curated record. The transcript is spliced from 7 exons.
AUGACCUCUACCAUGACGCAACGUCCAAUUGCGCUGUGGAGAUCUCUUGGAAUCGAUCGACGCAUGCUUCUCCUCAUGUUAAAAGGAUCCAUACCAACGGCUGUAUCACUGGCACUCUAUCAAAGUACGGCCGCUUCUGAAGUAUAUCAAUCUCUUGGAUUCUUGGUAGCAAUCAUUGCGGUCGUUACUGUCAAUCUGUUACCGCGUGCGAAGCUGAUACAGAUGACCUUGACCAUAUGCGCAUUCACGGCGAUUGCAAUCCCACUUGCAAUGCUUGCCACAUGGUCCAGCCUCCAGGCGCGAUACCACACUGAUCCCCAGGGCCUACAUGCGUACAAUUCUUCUCAAAGUGCAAUCACUGGAGUCUGGCUGUUCUUUCACAUCUGGUUAAGCAACAGUAUCCAAGCGCGCUAUCCCCAUCUUUUGAUACCCACGAUCCUCUACAACAUCUUCAUGAUUGUACAAUUCACAUCGUGCUCACGAUUCACAACUUGGACUCAGUGUUGGGACCUCAUAUAUCUCACGACUCGCUGCUAUUUUACUGGUGUAGCCAUCAGCUUCGUCUCCGGCAUGUUCAUAUAUCCCGUCACUUGUCGCUCCGAAAUCUUUGAGGUCCAAGAAAAGUACAUUCGCUCGGCUCAAGGUGUUCUACAACAGGCUUUUAAUUAUAUUAAAAGCAUGGGAGACGUGUCCGAAUCCUUGGCAGACGCCAUUCAACCACAACAGCCCCCGGAUGACUCCCAGACUCGUGCAACCGAUGAACAGGGCGAUAGUUUACAACAAAAAAUGUCUGCCCUCAAGACGCUGUAUGUCAAGAUGCAUGCGGAACUCAUCAUGGCGAAGCGCGAAGUCGCAUGGGGAAAGUUGGGUGCAGAUGACAUCACUUCGAUUAGUAACCUGUGUCGUCGCUUACUCAUGCCGAUUGGUGGCUUAGCUCACCUCAAAGACCUCUACAAGGCAGUAGAUGAUCCUCAUCACUUAGCUCCUGAGAUUAAAGCCGACUCGACUUCGAAGAUGUCUCCCUGGCACGACGAUGCUGUAUGGUCCACCUCUUUUGGUGCUCUCAUUGCACCUGCAAGCAAUCUGAUUAACGCUAUCGAUGAUGGACUGGAGCAUUCCGGACUGAUGCUGGAGAUUAUCCAGGAGUCAACGUCGUCUAGACGUGCUAGAUCAGAAGAUCAACCUGAUCUAGAGUCAAAAGGAGAGCUGAUGAGACCUGGAGAUCGCAAGUUCGCAACACAUCUCGAAGGUCUUCUUCUACAGUUCAAAACAGACAGACUUGACUCUUUAACACCCUGGUUGGGUAAUGAAGAUCACACCGAUGCCAGAACAACGACGCUACGAGAGACAGCGGAUAUAGACAACGGGAAUGGCUCAUCAGAACUCGAAUCUUUGCAUGAUCCACGACUCAAUCUAGUUCUGUACACCCAUCACAUGCUAUAUACAGCGGGUCUUGCUGUACUCGAGCUCUGCAAGUUCUCUGACAGUCUCGUAUCGCAAGGCGUGAUGUCACACAAUCGGCUCAUCUGUCCCUCGGUUCAGGUGAUCGGUCAAUGGCUCGCGAGCGUCUUUGAUACAAGUGAAGCAGCCGUUGCUGACGAAGAUCGACCAAACAGCAAGGAAGAGGAACAACUGAUCUUUGGACAGACCAGGCGAGGGGCGCAUAACGUAGAGCAUCUUCCUCCCACAAAUGUCUAUCAGCAAUUCGGUGUCCGACUCGGAAAACUUCAACGAUAUCUCAAAGGAUCCGAAUUCAGCUUUGGCUUCCGGUCUGCAUGCGCUACGAUGUCGUGCGCUAUUUUGGCUUACCUCCAUCCGACCCAGGAUAUUUUCACCCACUACCGUCUGAUCUGGUCCGUCAUCAUUGCAGCUAUCGGUGCGAACAUGUCGGCAGGACAAUCUGGCGUCUCUUACGUCCUUCGCAUACUUGGCUCGUUAGCGGCCCUCAUCAUCUGUUACCUCGUCUGGUAUAUCCCCAACGGUAACACAGCCGGCGUGAUCGUGAUGAUGUGGUUCGCAUCUUUCAUCCAGAUGUACUUUCUUAUAAGAUGGCCACGCCACAUCAUCGGCUGGUUGGUCAUCCUUAUCACCGAGGUACUCUCCAUCGGAUACCUGACCCAAGUGAACAAAAUCGGAGUAGAGGCCGCCACUGCCCGCGGCGUCAUAUACUACAAGCCCUACGAAGUUUGUGCUGUUCGAGUCGCGUGUGUCUUAUGGGGCACUCUUGCUUCGAUCUUCUUUACAUAUCUCCCAUAUCCCAUCACGGCCAGGAGUCUGAUGAGAGAUCAGCUGUCGAAGAGUAUGCAUCUAGUCGCCAACUACAACAUGAUCGUUCAUCACACCCUCAAGUUUAGGCUCAGAGGAACGGAAGGCGACUCAACAAAUCAGCAAAGCAGGGGCUACGUCUUGGCGAAAGCACGAAAGGCCAUGUUUCACAAAACCAUGGCUUUGAAUGCCUCAGUCAGGCACAGUCUCUAUUUGCAGAAAUACGAGCCAACCCUUGGAGGAAAGUUUCCUGUUGCAAAGUACAAAGACAUCCUCGAUCGACUAUCACUACUGUUAGAAUACACAGCGCUGAUGUCAUACUCGACACAAGCAUGGUCAACCCAUGGUCCUCACGCUCAGUAUCACCAACAUUCAAUAUCGGCAAGGCAGUGGAUGCAGGAUCUCUGUGAGCUGAUCGAGUCAGCAAACAUACAUGCGCAAAAGAUCAGCUGUGUGCUAUAUCAGCUUUCCGAUGCUUUAUCCACAGGCAGGCAACUACCCGGCCCGGUCGAUGCCGUCAAGCCAUACGAGCUUUGGCAAAACUUGGAACAAUUCGACCCGCAGAUCUUACAUCGUCGACAUGUUCGAGAGCUUGGCUAUUCCACUUAUGCGGUUGUCGAGCUUUUGUCUGGUGUCGUAGCGAAUAGCGUUAACGAGUUGAGCAGAGACGUUGAGUUUCUGGUCGGAGUGACACAUUUUGACAUCAUGGCUGAUGGAUACGACGAAGCUGAGUAA